Messenger RNA from Patiria miniata (bat star), 1991 nucleotides. It is a transcript of the gene mrto4, whose product is annotated as mRNA turnover protein 4 homolog. Gene Ontology annotation, molecular function: RNA binding. Gene Ontology annotation, biological process: ribosomal large subunit biogenesis; ribosomal large subunit assembly; rRNA processing. Gene Ontology annotation, cellular component: nucleolus; preribosome, large subunit precursor. The transcript is spliced from 7 exons. Bases 109 to 882 code for a protein of 257 amino acids. The record is from RefSeq and is a predicted model, not a curated record. Lineage: Eukaryota; Metazoa; Echinodermata; Asteroidea; Valvatida; Asterinidae.
GUGGUUCCUAGACGUAUAACUCACAUGGCGAAGACGACUGCAACAUCUGCAACGCAAAAGACGUGAAGUUUAUUUUCUUUUUGACAGUCACUUUAUCUUAUACCAGCAAUGCCGAAAUCGAAAAGAGACAAGAAAAUAUCAUUAACAAACACUCGGAAGAAGGGGCUAGAAUUGAAACAAAACCUUAUCGAGGAGGUCCGAGCGAGUGUUGAUAGAUAUGCCAGAAUCUUCAUCUUCUCAGUGGAAAACAUGCGAAACAGUAAAAUUAAAGAUGUCAGGAAUAUGUGGAAACACAGUCGGUUUUUCUAUGGAAAGAACAAAGUGAUUGCUGUGGCCCUUGGUAAGGACAGGGCGGGCGAGUACCGCGAAGGUCUACACAUGAUCAGCAGCAAACUGAAAGGCAACGUGGGGUUACUGUUUACCAAUGAAACCAAGGAGGCAGUCAUUGAGUGGUUUGAUGAGUACGUGGAGCCAGAUUUUGCCCGAUCAGGAAAUGUCGCCCGAUCAACGGUGGUUCUGGAUGAGGGACCCCUGACGCAAUUCACCCACUCAAUGGAACCGCAUCUAAGACAACUAGGACUUCCAACAUUACUCAAGAAAGGUGUCGUUUUGCUGGUCGGUGAACACACCGUAUGCAAAGAAGGUGAACCGCUUACCCCAGAGCAAGCGAGGAUACUGAAACUUCUCGGCAACGCGAUGGUCGACUUCAAGAUCGACCUUCUGGCAAUGUGGUCUAACAAUGGGACAUUUGAAGAUUUGAAAACCUCAGAAGUCACAGAUGCGAGGAGUUACCGGACAACACAAGAAACAGAAGAGCGAAGCGACGGGGAGCAAGAAGUAGAAGGAAAGGAGGAGGAAGAAGAUGAUGAGGAAGAGGAAUAAAAACAAUUUACCUUGGACUCACCAUUUACAACAUCAACAGUAAAUGGUUUACCAUGAGUUCCAUGACUGACUUGACCAUCGUGGAAAAAAAAUCGGCAGAGUUACAGCAAUCAACACUAAACAAUUCAUUUUGAACUCCUCACUCACUUGACUCAUGGAAAUACUAAUGGGUAUAUGUUAUAACCAUCAGCAGUAAUGGUUUACCAUGAGCUAAUGACUGACUUAAAUUAUUGUCAUGGAAAAAGUAAUUAGUUGGUUUUAUAACCAUAACUACGAACAGUAAACGGUUUACCAUGAGCUCAUAUCUGACAUGACUGUCAUGGCAAUAGUUAUUGGUUGAUAUAACCAGGUCCAUCAAUAAACGGUUAACCAUGAGCUCAUGCAUGAUUUGAUUGUCAUGGAAAUAGUAAGUAGUUGUAAUAACCAGAACUAUCAACAGUAAACGGUUUACCAUGAGCUCUUGACUGACUUGUCCGUCAUGGAAAUAGUUAAUAUUUGUUGAUUGGCAUAAGCAGAGCCAUCAACAGCGGUUUACCAUGGGCUCAUGCACAGUUUGAUUGUCAUGGAAAUAGGAAAUAGUAAGUACAUGUAGUUGAUGUAACCAGAACUGUCGACAGUAAACAGUUUACCGCGAGCUCAUGACUGACUUGCCUGUCUUGGAAAUAGUAAUUGGUUGAUAUUAUAACCAGAUCUACCAAAAGUAAACGGUUUACUUUGAGCUCAUGACUAACUUGACUGUCAUGGAAAUAGUUAUUGGUUGGUUUAACCAGAACCAUCAACAGUAAAUGGUUUACCAUGAGCUCAUGACGGACUUGAUUAUGAUGAGAAUCGUAAUCGGUUGAUAUUCCAGCCAUCAGCAGUAAACAUAAAAGAUUCAGAUUAUCUCAACAGUCGUCAAUACACUUGCCACACUAGGACUACUCUCUCGAUCUUCUGAACUCUAAACCUCCGGUACCAUUUGAAAUCCACCAGGGUGUCUUGAAGUAUUUUCCAGUUUUGAGGCAGGUAAACCCCAGACUUUACAUGGGUUGGAUGGAGCUCAAAUGUUUAGUUACAUACAGGGUGGUGCAAAAAGAAGGAAACCCACUUUUGACAGCAAUUUUCUUGGU